Molecule: messenger RNA, 654 nt
Organism: Iphiclides podalirius (scarce swallowtail)
Lineage: Eukaryota; Metazoa; Arthropoda; Insecta; Lepidoptera; Papilionidae
Source: the annotation of a GenBank genome assembly
AUGCAGUGUUUCAGUGACGUAAUAAGUGUGAAACCUUUAGGAACGAGCGCGGAAUCCGAAGGAAUAGUAACAAUGGAUACCAAAACUCCGAUCUCGGGACAAGAAUGGCACAUCCCACGGCCGUCUCUGACCAGCAGCAGCACGCAGGGCAGUGUGGAUGCCCGAUCGCGUGGCGGCUCUGCGUCCAGUCAAGGCUCUUCGAGCAAUCACAGCACGCACAGCGUGUCAUCGGGUUCGUUGCUGUUAAGUGCGGCGCAUUUGGCGCGCAUGAGCGGCAGGGCCGCUGGGCGGGACGAGCGCGGCUCGUGUCAAGGCAAAACGGGCUACAGCCAUAAAGUCACGAUGACCAGCACCGUGAUGUCGAUACCGGAGGAGUCACGCGAGGUGGCCGACAAGUUUUGGACGGACGUGAAAAGGGGCCCAGGGGCCAAGCAGGACGCGGCUUCGGUCGCUAGCUCCACACACUUCACCGUCGUCAACGGCUUCACCAAGCAACGAACCGAGAAGGAACCCAAAUCCUGCUGCUGCAACCACUCCCACCAGAUAACCGUACUAGUCAUAUCGAUGACUAUACUGCUCUCGGCGUGCAUAUUGGCGGCGAUAUGUUUUGUGGAAAUGAGAAUGCGCAAGGAGACUGGCAUCUACAAGUAUUCC